Molecule: messenger RNA, 2730 nt
Organism: Vigna unguiculata (cowpea)
Lineage: Eukaryota; Viridiplantae; Streptophyta; Magnoliopsida; Fabales; Fabaceae
Product: E3 ubiquitin-protein ligase WAV3-like
Source: RefSeq, a predicted model, not a curated record
UUGUUAACACCAUAACAUAAAACUCCUUCAGAUUUAGUUACUGGGUUGCUACAAUUCUGCAAUGUUUCAACAAACAAACUUUCCUCGUUCCUCUCACCACUCAUCCCCUCUCUCUCUCCAUUCUUCUUCGGUUACCACACCAAACCAUAAUCUCUCUCUUCAUUUCUUCCGCAACUAACUUCCUCACUUCUCUUCGCCUUCCAAUGCUCAUACCUAUUCAAAUACAACCUUCUCUCUCCCUCACACUCUCCCAUCACUCUUUCAACAUCUCACCCUUUUUUUCUUACACCCUUUUCGAUCAAAAUGGAAAGCAAAUGGAGAAAAGUCAAGCUUGCCAUUGGGAUCAACACCUGUGUUCAACGUCCUAAAACCAUCGACAACCCCACCUCCUCCGACCGCCUUUCCCCCUCCUCCUCCGAACACCACCGCUCCGCCGCCUCCACCACCUCCACUUCCGGUCUCCGCCUCUCCAGAUCUAAAUCCAAAUCCUUCAAGGGAACAUGUGCAAUUUGCCUGAAUUCAAUGAAACCAGGGCAGGGACAUGCCAUAUUUACUGCAGAAUGUUCUCACUCUUUCCAUUUCCAUUGCAUCACAUCCAAUGUGAAACACGGGAACAAGAUUUGUCCCGUUUGCAGAGCGAAAUGGAAAGAGGUUCCUUUUCAGAGUCGUUCUUCUAAGGUCUCCCAUGAAAUCAACCGAGUAAAUAAUUCAUCGGGAAAUGAUGAAUGGGCAACUCUUAUAGGGAGGUUUGCCUCCCAUCAAACUGUUACAGGACCACAGCAUGCAUAUUCUAACAAUGUUUCUGAACCAGCUAUCUUUGAUGAUGAUGAUGAAGUAUUGGUUCAACAAACUUCAGUUACCGAUGAUUUGAACGAGGCUCAUCACAAUGUAAUAGACCCAAUGGAGAUCAGAACAUAUCCUGAACUUUCAGCUGUUGCAAAGUCAGACUCUCAUGAUAACUUUGCUGUAUUAAUUAAUCUCAAAGCUCCUCCUCGUUCAGGGAGACAAAGAAACAAUACUGAAUCAUCAUCAUCAUCAUUAUCAUAUUUAUCAGCACUAAAUUCUCGUGCUCCAAUUGACCUUGUCACUGUUCUCGAUGUGAGUGGCAGCAUGUCAGGCACAAAGAUUGCACUACUAAAACGAGCUAUGGGGUUUGUCAUAGAGAAUCUGAGUUCAUCAGACAGGCUUUCUGUGGUUACCUUCUCUUCCACAGCCCGGCGCAUCUUUCCUCUUCGGAGGAUGACUGUUGCCGGAAAACAGGAGGCACUGCAGGCGGUUAAUUCAUUGGUUCCGAAUGGUGUGACAAGCAUUGCAGAAGGCUUGAGGAAAGGUGCCAAAGUGUUUGCUGACCGCAGGUGGAAGAACCCAGUUGGCAGUAUCAUACUACUCUCUGAUGGACAGGAUUCAUCCAUAAACAGUAGCAGCCUCAAUCUUGGAACCGAUGAUUACCGGUCUCUUGUCCCAAACACCAUUCAUCGGAGCAGUUCUAUGGGCCAGCACAUACCCGUGCAUGCAUUUGGCUUUGGUGUUGACCAUGAUGCUACAGCAAUGCACACAAUCUCCGAGAUCUCUGGGGGUACUUUUUCCUUCAUUGAAGACGAGGAUGUGAUUCAGGAUGCAUUUGCACAGUGUAUUGGGGGACUAUUGAGUGUGGUGGUUCAGGAAUUACAGGUAGAAGUUGAAUGUGUUCACCCCCGUCUCCAACUUGGUUCAGUAAAAGCCGGAAGUUACCAAACUAGCACCAUAGGCAGUGGAAAAAUGGCAACUAUCAAGGUAGGAGACAUGUAUGCUGAAGAAGAAAGAGACUUUUUGGUGACAGUGAAUGUUCCGGUGGAGAAGUCCAGUGAUGAGAUGCCUCUGUUGGUAGUUAGAGGUGUUUACAAGGAUCCGAUCACAAAAGCAAUGAAGGGUAUGGGAGUGAAAAAUGAAGUAAAGAUUGAGAGACCUGAUGUAGCUAGAGAUGUAGUUGUGUCGCUAGAAGUAGACAAGCAGAGAAACAGGCUUCGUGCUGCUGAGGUAAUGGCUGAGGCUAGAGUUAUUGCAGAACGUGGGGAUUUGUCUCUUGCUGCUUCUGUUCUAGAGAGAUGUCACGAAGCUUUGUCUGAAACUAUCUCUGCCAAAGCUGGUGAUCAACUAUGCAUGGCACUUUGUGCUGAACUGAAGGAAAUGCAGGAAAGGAUGGCAAACCAACGUGUGUAUGAGCAUUCUGGAAGGGCUUAUGUUCUUUCAGGAUUGUGUGCUCACUCAGGGCAAAGGGCAACUGCACGAGGAGACUCUACAGACAGCACCAGUUUUGUGAAUGCAUACCGAACCCCUUCCAUGGUAGACAUGGUUUCACGUUCCCAAACAUUGAUCAUGAGGCCUGAACCUGUAAAUCUCCUCAAACCUGCUAGAUCUUCUUCUAGCAGGCACCAGCGCAGAAAAUAGUAUUGCAGAUUUCAGUUUUCUCCACACAAACACUUUUCUGUGGAGAUCUUUAAGUUUCUUCUUUUACCUUCUUUUUUUCGUUAUGGUUUUGGUAAGGUGUGAGGAAUUAUGGAAAGUGGAAUGGAAUGAGUUCCUAGUAGUUUUGUGCACAUUUUUUUGCUUUUAGUUGAAUUGUACAUGUUUAGGAGAAGUGGGGGUAUAUAUAGCAACGUAACAGUGGAGAAAUUCGAGAGAAUUUCUUCAUGGAGUUACAUAUAUGGUAUACUUCUGAUUCUUUUUUAUAGUAUUAAUACUUCUUUAGCU